CACUCUUCACCAACAAGGCAACAACAAAGAAACUGAGAUAUCCACACGAUCCAUCGAGUAGUAGCUCAAACAUUGAUAGGUAGCAUUAUGGGAGGAGCUUAUCAGCUGCGGGUUGCUGCUACUUUUCUUCUUAUUGCUGGAAUUGCUUCGAUUGCGGCGGCAUUCGAUCCAAGCCCUCUUCAGGACUUCUGUGUCGCCAUUGACGACCCCAAGCUCGGUGUUUUUGUGAAUGGGAAGUUCUGCAAGGACCCAAUGCAAGCCAAAGCUGACGACUUCACAUUUAGUGGACUCGAUAUGGCAGGAAAUACAUCCAACGCAGUUGGCUCCAACGUCACUUUGGUUAAUGUCGACCGACUCAAAGGGCUCAACACUCUUGGUAUCUCUUUGGACUAAAUACAGACAGAGCAUCCAAUGGAAACCCGAGCCUUGUUGGAGCAAGCAGAACUCUUAGAGACACUAACAGAAGAUGGAUCAGUGAUUUUGUGGCAAGCCUAGGUAUUUGUUCAGCUGCAAUUACGGAGCUUUGGGGCCUUUACCACAUUCCGGAUCUAGCAUGGAAGCAAGGAUGCACAAUGAUUUUAGUGGAAACAUACUCCCAUCUAGCUAUGGCGCGCAACUCUUCACGAUGGCAUUUGGAGGAAGCUAACUAAGUAUUGGGUGGUUCGCAUAGUAUAGGGGUCAUACAUGGUAAGUAAUUAGGAUAAUUUUUUCUCUGAUCGUUUCAAAUCUCACUAAAUAUUUACUGAAGAU
Molecule: messenger RNA, 750 nt
Organism: Linum trigynum
Lineage: Eukaryota; Viridiplantae; Streptophyta; Magnoliopsida; Malpighiales; Linaceae
Source: the annotation of a GenBank genome assembly